Messenger RNA from Thermothelomyces thermophilus ATCC 42464, 4580 nucleotides. RefSeq lists its product as uncharacterized. NCBI's taxonomy places the organism in Eukaryota, Fungi, Ascomycota, Sordariomycetes, Sordariales, Chaetomiaceae. Gene Ontology annotation, biological process: autophagy of peroxisome; piecemeal microautophagy of the nucleus; positive regulation of protein phosphorylation. The coding region runs from base 123 to 4394 and encodes 1423 amino acids. The record is from RefSeq and is a predicted model, not a curated record. Gene Ontology annotation, cellular component: extrinsic component of membrane; Atg1/ULK1 kinase complex; phagophore assembly site membrane. Gene Ontology annotation, molecular function: protein kinase binding; molecular adaptor activity. The transcript is spliced from 3 exons.
CGCGGACACAGACAGACGCCAUCGACUACAUCUUCCCUCUCGGUUUCCCCGACUCGCGUGUUGUUGGCCCGAUUUUGCUCGCCACCUACCAGGUCAUCCUGCUCUGAAAGGCAUGCUUGGGCAUGGCAGCAGAAGUGUUGGUGGCCCAUACGGGCCAGCGCCUGCAGAUAGAUACCUCACAAAUAUCGUCACUCGAUGAUUUCAAGACCCUGGUGGCACGGCAGCUCGCAAUACCAGCCCACUGCCUAGUUGCCUUGACUACGCAAGGGAGGCCGCUGAAACCACAGACGAUCCAGAGCGAGAAGGAAAUAUACGUCUAUGACACCAGGCUGGCGCAGCCACUUCCGCAGGGAACUACGCCCGUUUCCCAAGCCGAACUUCCGGUUCCGAAGCGAUACACCGUCGAGAAUCCACCGAACUCCAUCGAGGACAGCAAGUCGGUACAGUCAUGGCAAGACUUGUUCAAGGCACGGAAAGACUGGGCGAAAAUGGUAGUUGAGGAUUGUCGGCAGAUGGCCGCGGCAGCCGAAGAGCGAUACAGCGAGAUGGACGUCAUGAUGCGCUGCCUCGAUGCCGCCGUAUUUAAUCUGGAGUCUGCCAUCAAGGGGCUUGAGGCGAAAUAUCCGGAACUUCAAAGGUGGAUAUCGGAAACGCAGGCCGACCACGGUGCCCUAACAGCGCGCUGGGAGCAGUACCUCUCGCUUGCACGGAGCAUCCCAGUAUCACCUGCCAUGGUACGAUUCAUGACGGGCCGUGAUGUUGGUGACGCAAAGGGCAGAUCGCAGCACAAGGCCACUCUUGAGGACCUAAUCGACUUGGACACAGCGCGCAAGGCGGGUCGUCUCGCGCCUGCGACACUUCGCAAAUUCAACGGCCGAGUCGCAGAGUUCGAAAAAGUCGCUACCCGCCUGUUCCAGGGCGCCAACGACCUAUUCCGCGAAUAUGAGAGGACAUCUGAGCGUGCUGGGACGCCUGAUACCGGAGAAAUCCAGCCGCUUAUCAACGACAUAGAGGCCCUGGCUAGAAAAAUCGAGACCGACUAUGAGGCGACUCUUGAUUACACCAGCUCCACGCGGGAUGCUGUUGUGCAGAUCUCCAGGAUCGCCUCGAACCAUACGGAGCGCUUGCUGCCAAGCGUGAGCAAGCGAGCCCUCGAAAUGCACGACAUGCUCCGUAGCGCGACCGAGGCAAGAAACUCACUGGCUGCAGAAUCGCUCGCGCUGAUGCGCGGUAUUUCCAAUAUCACUUCGCUGAGCCGUACAUACAAAUUUCAAGUCAAUGCCGUGCACCAGGAGGACGAGUUCGCCACUUUUGACUAUCUGCGGCUUAUUCAACAGGUGCCUUACAUGUACGCGUCCUUCGUUGCCGAGGCGAUCAGGCGUCGUGAAUGGUUUGAGAAGAUGAAGCAAGACUCAUCUACGCUCGCGAACGAGAUGGCUCUGUUCCAGGAGGAGGAAGCCAAGAGGCGGCGGAAGUGGUACAAGUCUAUCGGCAAUACGUAUGGCCCAGAAGCACCCGGCAUGGAUAGCAACGUUCCGGGUCUGGAGGUGAAUCUCCUUGGAGAGGAGGAGCCGUGGCCGCCCAUGACUCGGGGGGAUCUCGAGGAGUUCCACGGAUUAUUGCAAGCGAACAAGGCUGAUCCUGAUAUUGUCGGAGAUGUCGGCAAGCUCAUCUCCGCCAUGGACAACCCCACGAGACAGCAGUCCAAACGCAUGAAGGCGUUCAAGAAUGGCAGCGUUCAUGAGGCUGCCCUCGGGCGCAGUGGCCUACUGAUUCGGGGGGAUGACGAUCUCCUACGGUCCCUCCAAGAUGACAAGUCCAAACUGGAAAGCAAGCUGAAGACAGCUGAGAGUCGUGUGCGGAGGCUCGAGGAUUUGCUUCACCGGCAAACUCAGGCAUCACGGCCAAGCUUGGGCAAUCUCUUUCAACUACCGAGCCAGCAGCUCUCUGACCGGGUUGACUCGACCAUCUCCGUUAGGUCUCCGCAGCCGUUGGAAGACCGGAGGGGUUCUAUCGAAGGCGCCGAGUUCCUCGCACAGCGUGUUCAGCAGCUGGAAGCUGAGUUAGCAGCAGAAAAGGAACGGUCUGCGGCCCUCGAGAGGGAUCUCGAGGGGCAAGUUACGCUAUGCAGCGACGUCAAGGGCCAGAUAGACGAGGCCAACUCGACAAAGAAGGAUUUGCUGGAGAACCUGGAAGCCCUCAAACGGGAAUUUAUGGGAGAGAGGAAGUCACUCGAAGACGAGAUCAAACGCCUUCAGGCGCGGUUAGAGGACACGGAGGAAGAGAUCGACCAUUUCGGGGAAUCUAGGGAGAACGAGAAGGCUUCCUAUCUCGAAACCAUUCAAGCACUCAAGCUCGAGGUCGAACAGUUGACCAAAGAAAAACGCGACGAUCUCCUCAAGUCAGAAGGCAAGAUUAACUUUCUGCGUGAGGAAACACGUCUGCAGCGUGAGACAAUAGAGGCACAGGAACGACAGCUCCAGGCUGCUCAAGAAGAAUCCAGAGACCUCCGCAAGAAAUACGAGAUGGCAAGCGAGACGGUUGACCUACAGCUCAAGGCGCUACGCCAGCUUUGGGUCCAACUAUUUCCCGGCGAAAUAGCUCCCGAUGAUCUCGCCGACCUCACCAGCCAGAUAUCAGCGAAAGCCGGUGACGCAGUGACGAGGGUGUCGAGUUUGGAAAACGACAUUUCCCUGCUACGGGCAGAACUGGAUUCGACGCAUAAUGCCCUUGAAUCAGCAAGAGCAGAGAAGGCAGCUGUCGAGAGACGCGCCUCAGACGAGGAGGCCACAUCGAUACGUGUUCGUGAGGAACUAGCAAAACAACAGGCCAAGAUGGUGGCACUUGAGGGCGAGUUGGCCGACAGCCGCGAGCAACUCAAGCAGCUACGCGCCAAGGUUUCUGACGGCGAGUCGGGCUUUGAGACCCUGCGGAAGCGGCUGGAGGAAGAAGAGAGAAAGGUAAUUUCAAUUACAGAAGAGCUCGCUUCCCGACAAUCACAGGUGGGCAGGCUAGAGGAGGAGGUCGAGCAUCUCAGAGACAAGCUUGAGCGAUCGCACGUCAGGUUGUCCGACAUGACGGCCCUGUUUGAUGCUCGGUCAAAGCAUGCAAAGGAUCUCACUCAACGCUUGUACUCGCAAAACGAGCGCCUCAUCCGCCUGCUCGAGCGACUCGGUUUUUCGGUGACGCGCCAAGAAGGCAGCAUGACGAUUCAAAAGAUCCCUCGGUCUGAGCGCUCGUCACAAAACGCCAACGACUCGGACCCAAGUUCGUCGCUCCGUAGAUCCGGCACGCUCAACAGCCGCAGUGCUAUUUUCAAUAGCGCUGAUCUCACCCUCCUCAACUGGAUGGACUCCUCGGACGCGGAGACAGAAUCUGUGAAGUAUGAUGCUUACAUAUCCUCGCUUGGUGCGUUUGACGUCGAUGCCUUUAGUGAAGUCAUUUAUCGGCGCGUGAGGGAUGUCGAGCAUAUGGCUCGCAAGCUCCAGCGCGACGCACGCGCAUAUCGCGAUAAGGCUCGUGCGUUUCAAAAGGAGGCGCACGAGAAGAUUGCGUACAAGCAUUUUAAAGAGGGCGACCUCGCCCUUUUCCUCCCGACAAGGAAUCAGAAGACCGGAGCAUGGGCGGCAUUCAACGUUGGCUUUCCGCACUAUUUCCUGCGGGAACAAGAGGCGCACCGGCUGCGCAAUCGGGAGUGGCUGCUGGCUCGGAUCUCGCGCAUACAGGAGCGAGUUGUGGACCUUUCCAAAUCGCUGAAAAAUCCGUCCGGGGUGGCCAAGGAAGAUGGUGCUGCCGAGUCGGAAUCUCUAAACGACGAUGAAAACGAUAAUCCGUUCGAUUUGUCCGACGGCCUCCGCUGGUAUCUUCUCGAAGCUGCCGAGGAUAAGCCCGGAGCACCAUCAACUCCUGGGCUUGCCAAGAGUACAGUUGCGGCCAAUAAUGUCGAAGCCAUGGCCGAGAAACACACACGCAGUCGAGUAGGAUCCAAGGGAGCAGGGGCCGGAACCCGUGGUAUCGGUGCGUCGGGCAUUGAGGGGGUGAGCAAGACGCUGUCCAAAAACCUCGAGAGCCGCCGGUCAAGCACAGGCUCUAGGAAAGCCUUGCCCUUCGCGAUGGGGGUUUCGAGGGGCCGGGAUAGUGCUGCCGCCAGUGAGACCAACUCGCUGCGUGCCGCGCCCGCGGAUACAUCGGUGCCGACAAGCCCAACACAUCAGCAUGCAACCGCUCCCACCGUGUCGCAUCGUGAUUCUCCACAGACAUCGACCCAUACUACUAAUGAACUUGCGAGAACAACGGGUAUCAACGAGACGUCGGCAGGAAUCGAACCUGAGCAGCAGGCGUCAACGCGGCAGUUUGAGGUUCGCAAGGAUGUUGACUCUCUGAUGGGUCCCUAAGCGGCAUCCUGGUUUCGGCUCCGGACAGCAAAAUGCUCUUGGGCCCGCCCAACCUACCCAAGGAUUGCGAGCAGAGUGCUUAAGCUGACGCGUCGAGUAGAUGGACGCAAUUGAGAUUUGUUUUGGGGCAUGGGUGUCGACUAUGGGUUAGACCAUGAAGUUUCCGAUAACCAGCUGUGUCGGGCG